Diabrotica virgifera virgifera (western corn rootworm) is the source of this 1034-nucleotide messenger RNA. RefSeq names its product protein AMN1 homolog. The record is from RefSeq and is a predicted model, not a curated record. Bases 210 to 968 code for a protein of 252 amino acids. NCBI's taxonomy places the organism in Eukaryota, Metazoa, Arthropoda, Insecta, Coleoptera, Chrysomelidae. Gene Ontology annotation, biological process: SCF-dependent proteasomal ubiquitin-dependent protein catabolic process. Gene Ontology annotation, cellular component: SCF ubiquitin ligase complex. Gene Ontology annotation, molecular function: protein binding. The transcript is spliced from 5 exons.
ACAUCUUAGUUGCCUGUCAGCUCUUGUAACAUAAUGACCUAAUUUGUUACCUUUGACCCACUUACAACGUGUGGGAGUCAUAUGUUAUCCUGGGGCCGUAUCCUUAGGGAUUAUAUCCAUCCUUUGGAAUUUGCUAUGUUAGCAUUUUGAUGUGACUUUUAGUCCAUUUUUGAAAGGCUUUGACCUUCGUAUUUUUUGGUUGGCUCACCAUGUUCUUAGCCAUUGAUUAUGUCGUUGAUAACCUUGCCAUAUACAUGAAAGAAAAUGAUGAAAAACUUAGUGCACUGCCAUAUAAUAUUAGAAACAGAAUUCUACGUAGAUUUACGACUUCAGCCUAUUUUUGGAGAAACAUUCAUUUCAAAUCGGUUUUGUCAGCUAUUGCUAACGAACAGACAUUGUCAAUUAAUUUGACUUCAGCUCCAUUGGACGACGAGAUAUUAAAAAUAAUUUCUAAAUGUAAAAAUGUUCGAAAACUGUAUUUAUCAAGAAAUGAUGAUGGUUUGAUUACAACUAAAGGUUUAGUGGAGCUACUAAAAAAUUGUCCCAAUUUGGUUCAUUUUGUACUCUGUCGCAGCACGGAAGUGAAAGAUGAGGUGUUAGAUUGUAUGGCAGAACAUUGUCCAGAUCUGACAUGUUUGGAUUUUGGCGGUUGUUCGCAGAUUACUGAUAUAGGCAUUAAGAAAAUUUCGAGGUUGAAAAAAUUGACUGGUGUCAAUUUUUCUGCUACACAAAUUACUGAUGAAGGAGUGAGUUGUCUUGCUAAGGGACCCAGUGGACCAAAAUUAACGGAACUUAGAAUAGAAGACACUCAGGUGACCGAUGUUGGUUUGAGAAGUGUUGCGGAAAACUGCCCUAAACUGCAAAUAUUAUGUUACCGUGGCCGACAAAAACAAGAUUUGGAUAGCUUCGUACCUUUCCACAAUGGGUUAAAGAACUUGAAGCAAGUUACAUGGACAGUGAACUGGUAAAGUGACGUUCCUUCGGGCCUAUUAUAUUUGUUGUGAUUUGUUGUCAAUUAUAUUUAUUAACAAUUA